UGUCUUUACAGGCCGCUAGCUACGAGUUUUGGAUCAAACUUUGCGCCGCGCGCCUCGCUAGGCGCCACAACCACGCUCCGCAGCGCCUGCAAGCACCGCGACAGCGCACUUGUCCCAGACUUUUGAAGCCGUGCGCCGCCGCGCCCCAAAAAAAGCAUUCCAAAGACCAGCAGCUUUAAGCACAGCGCAAGACGCCAAGACGCCGCGCGGCACAGAUAGCUUCUUAAGCCAGCGAAUAAACAGCAAAGAUGCCCAUCGCCACGCUGUUUGACGACAAGAAGGAAGACGACGACGAGCAGGACGACCGGAACGAGCUCUACACCGGCGGGAAUCGGCGGGGCGGCGGCGGGUCCGGUCUCGCCGUGAUUGGCGGCGACGACGACCCCGAUGCCGAUGCCGUAACGCGCAUGUUCCGCCAGGCCCAGCGCAACGCGGCUGGUAAUGGAGAGGGCCCCGAGGAAGGCGCCGAUCAAGUGAAAGUUACUGUUUACUCGAACGGCUUUGUGGUCGGCGACGGCCCGUUUCGGCCCUCUGAUGGCUCUGAGGAGAACGAGGCGUUUUUGCGCGAUGUUGGGAGAGGUAUCGUGCCGCGAGAGUUGGAAGAUAGAGCUGGCGCCGGCGCCGUGAAUUUGGAACUCGUCGACAAGCGCGGCGAGAGUUACGAGGCACCGGCUUAUACUGCCUUCUCAGGAGGCGGCCAGACGCUAGCCUCCACAAACACGUCGGGUAUCUUUUCGGAAGCUUCAUGCGAAAAACCAGCUCUUGAUGACGGGAAGCCGAAAACGACGCUACAAGUGCGCUUGUCAAACGGGAAGAGAGCUAGAGUCACCCUGAACCUCGACCACACGGUGGCGCAGCUCGACGCGUUGAUCCGGGCGGACCACGGCGCCGAAGGCAGCUACCAAUUGUUAGCAGGCUUCCCGCCCGCGCCGCUCGCGGACCCCGCGGCCUCCGUCGAGGCGGCCGGGCUGAAGGGCGCCUCCGUGACGCAGAAGGCGGCCUAGUUGUGUUCCUCCCACUUUAAAACUUCCUCUCGGUAGUCGUUUGCCAUCGGCGCGUGGCCUCGUGGGAUCUCUAGGUGUCGUCACAGUCGCGUCAGUUGUCGCGUCGAUGGCGUCGAGAGGCGGGCCCUGGCAGACGACGGCGCGAAUUUCGGGUAGCCCGAGCACGCCAUCGCCGCGUAUCACAAUAAUGAU
This is a messenger RNA of Pelagomonas calceolata, 1196 nucleotides long. NCBI's taxonomy places the organism in Eukaryota, Pelagophyceae, Pelagomonadales, Pelagomonadaceae. The record is from the annotation of a GenBank genome assembly.